AUGGAUCACUCGCCCGCCAAGUUCGUCCUGCUCCUCAUGGCGGCAGCGGCAACCUGGAGCAGCGUCUUCCCCGUCGCCGACGCGCGGUCGGCUCGUGUAAUCACCACGGGUUGCACACUGCGCGAGCGGGAAGCCCUGCUGGCCUUCAAGAAGGGCAUCAACGACACUGAGGACGACCUCGUGUCGUGGCACGAGGGGAACCAAGAUUGCUGCCGAUGGGAAGGCAUCACCUGUGACAACGCAACCGGCCAUGUCGUGGGGCUUGACCUAGGCUUCUGGACUUCUUUCUUGGCCGACCAGAUAAGUCCUUCCUUACUUUCUCUUGAGCAUUUGGAGAGCCUCAGCCUCCAGUACUCGGGGCUGUGCGACGAUGCACAUCAUAUUCCAGAGUUCCUGGGUUCUUUCAAGAAUUUGACACAUCUCACUCUCUUCGGCAUGCUUUGCCAUGGCGAAGCGCCUCCUCACCUCGGCAACCUGUCGAAGCUGGAGCAUCUCGUCCUCUCCGCCCCUGCUACCAGCAAAGAGAGGGACCUAAAAGAUAUCUCAUGGUUAACCCGUUUACCUCUCUUGUCAUAUCUUGGCUUGAGCUAUUUGGACCUCAGCUCAGUUGUUGAUUGGCCUCUUGUGGUGAGCAUGACCCCCUCCUUGGAGUACCUCGACCUUUCUAACUGCUCACUUCCAAGUGCAGCCCGGUCCCUCCCACACCUAAACACCACAAAUCUUAAGCACCUUGACCUCUCCCGUAACUACUUUGGCCAUCCGGUUGCAUCCUGUUGGUUUUGGAACAUAACAAGCGUCGAGUACCUCGACCUCUCAAAUACCACUCUAUAUGGUCCAUUUCCUGAUGCACUGGGAAAUAUGACCUCCUCCAGUGGCUAGAUUUGAGCAACAUGGGUAACAGAGCAACAAUGACAGUGGAGUUGGGAAACCUAUGUGAUUUGGGAACACUACGGCUAGACCGGAGUCUCUCCUAUGGAAACAUAAUAGAUUUUCUGGAGAAAUUGCCAAAGUGUUCGUCCAACAGAUUGCAAGAAUUGACGUUGAAGAUCAACAAUAUGGUUGGAAAGCUGACGAAUAGGAUGGGACAAUUAAACAACUUACCUAUGCUUGACCUUUCUUACAAUAACAUUACAGGAGCAAUACCGCUAGGCAUUGAUAAGUGCUCUUAUUUAUGGCACUUUGACCUUUCUUACAACCAUCUUACUGGAGCUAUACCAUCAUGGUUGGGGAACUGCACUAGAUUGUGUUAUCUUUUGCUUUCCAACAAUCAACUCACUAGAGCUAUACCCACGGGGUUGGGGAAUUGCACUAGUUUAGAGCAACUUUAUCUUUCAAGUAACCAUCUUACUGGGCACGUGUCAUCCAUGAUUGGUAUGCUCAGUCAUUUGUGCGAUCUCGACCUUAGCAACAAUAAUCUUGAUGGCAUGAUCACAGAAGAACACGUGUUAGCUCUAAAGAACUUAGAGUACAUGGAUUUAUCACACAACUCUUUCUCGGGACCUCUACCAUUACGUUUUGGAUCUCGAUGGUUACGAGAACUGACUUUGUCUUUCAAUUACUUCAAUGUCCAUAUUCCUAAAUAUAUUUGUUAGUUAAAGUUCCUAUUUGUGUUGGAACUAUCAUACAACUUUCUAGACGGAGAACUCCCUCAAUGUUCUCAUGCGCCUAGCUUGGUUUUCCUCCUCUUGAGUAACAACAACUUUUCCGGCAAGCUUCCAUCAUCACUCUGAAACUACUCGAGAUUGAAUUUCAUGGAUCUUUCAAGGAAUAAUUUCUAUGGUACACUGCCGUCGUGGAUUGGAGACUUGGUAAAUUUAAGAUAUCUGCAACUAAGCCACAACUUGCUGCAUGGAGAUAUUCUACCGAAUAUCACCAAUCUAUAUUGCCUUCGUCAUUUGAAUUUAGCCAGAAAUAGUAUAUCUGGAGUUAUACCAUCCUCUUUGUCAAAAUUAACUGCUAUGACACAAGCAAACUCAAAGAAACAUGGGACCGGCAAGUCUUGUAGGUCCAACAACUACGGAGGAAUGACAAAAGAAGUUUGGCUUGUUGUAAUGAAGCGCCAAGAACUUAAGUAUGGCAUUGGAUUUUUUGAUGUGCUUAGUAUUGACCUAUCGCUCAACAAAUUAGUUGGUGGAAUUCCAAACGAGUUAACUUCUCUUAAUGGACUGUUGAAUUUAAACUUAUCAUGGAAUCACUUGGCUGGUCAAAUUCCUUCAAGGAUUGGGGCUAUGGAGUCAAUUGAGUCACUGGACCUCUCAAGGAACAACCUUUGUGAUGAGAUCCCGACAAGCUUGUCAAAUUUGACAUAUUUAAGUUCAUUGGACAUGUCAUAUAACAAGCUUGCUGGAAGAAUUCCCCCAGGCAGUCAACUUGACACAAUCUACUCCGAGAACCCGUCCAUAUAUACUGGUAAUAUUGGCCUGUGUGGCCCUCCUCUCGAAAGGAAUUUCUCAGGAAACAAUGGCGUUGAGCAUGUCAAUCAACAAAACAGUGAGAAGGUCUACGACCCGGUGUUAUUCUUUUACUUUGGACUUGGGUCUGGGUUUGUGGUUGGCCUCUGGGUCGUAUUUUGCACUCUACUAUUCAACAAAGCAUGGAGAGUUGCCUAUUUUCGACUCUUCGACAAGUUGUAUGACAAUGCAUAUGUGUUUGUGUUUGUUACUUGGGGCAUGAUAAAUGACGAGGAAACUA
This is a messenger RNA of Triticum dicoccoides, 2691 nucleotides long. RefSeq names its product receptor-like protein EIX2. The record is from RefSeq and is a predicted model, not a curated record. Lineage: Eukaryota; Viridiplantae; Streptophyta; Magnoliopsida; Poales; Poaceae. The transcript has a single exon. Gene Ontology annotation, molecular function: protein binding. Bases 1 to 879 code for a protein of 292 amino acids.